UGCCGGGGCAUGAGGAGGAGAGCGGGCAGUGGGCGCUGGGAGCGGGGCCGUUGAGGUGUGUUGUCAGUCCACAGUGUCGCCAGUACUAGCACAAUGAUGCGAGGACCAAGUUAUGACGAUGCGUACAUCACGCGAAAGAUGUCGCAGAUGCCCACCUUCAGCUCCCCCUCCUACGGACGCCCACCCAUGGGUGGCUACAUGCAGGAUCCUUACGGCUACGACUACAUGCCAAGGCAGAGCAGCCUAACAAUGAGGCCAAAGAAAAUCGAGAAGCGAGGCGCCAGCAAGAAGACCCAUCGCAGCCUCAGCCCGCCCUUGCCCUACCUGUGGCCCGAGCUUGACAAUACCAAAAUGGAGCGCACUCACUCGAAGGGUUGGUACCGCGUUGACUUCGGGCCACAGCGUACCACGGAGACCUGGUACCUCCCCACGGUUAAGGAUAAGCUUAGGUUCCUCAUGGACAAGAGCGCUUCCAACCCCCACAAACCCCACCGGGCCAGCUCCAUGCCGGCGCCCCCGUCGAGGCCCCGGAAAAAAGUGAUCGACACCGAGUUCGAGCCGUACACGUCCCCCAGGUUCUCCACGUACUACGCCUCGGCGGACAGCUCCGUCCCGCUGGUCUUUUACAGAACGGACCGGGCGGCCUCGAGGAAGAGGCCAACCUCUUGGUCUUCGGAGGUGGUGCCUUACACGGCCCGUCUCAGGCUGACGGCGCCGACGUCGGCCAUCUCCCGAAUCCCCCGCUCCAGGGCCCUCAGCCUCCCACCAGCCCGCAUAUCUUCCACCGCACGGAGCGGCUACCCUCCCAUGGGCCCCCCACCCCCGCGCAUGGCCCCCCGCACCAUGGGCCCCUACUACGACUACGACUACGGCUACGGAGGAGGCUACGGCGCGGGCUACGGCGGGGGUUACAGCGGCUACGAAAGGAGCUACGUGCCGCCACCAAGGAUGAGCCGCUACGACAGCUACCUGGACGACGAGUUCUUGGAGCCGAGCACCUACGUUCCCCGCUAUCGUUCUCGCAUGCAUGACCACCUCGACGAUGCCGACUUCCGCGAAAAGAUCACCACCACCCCCCAGGGCACCACCGCAACCACCACCAUCAUCCCUCGGACCGUCGACACCUCCGUGCGGGGCUAUACUCCUGGCGCCCCCGCCCCGAGAGGCCUGGAAGGCCCCGACGACAGCAUGGCCCUGGUGCCCCACCGCAGCCAGCGGCCCAGGCGGGCGCACCUCGAGUCCGGCCCACGCCCCGAGACUUCGGUGGUGCCGGGAGGCGAGUCCGAGGGCGACCGCCACCUGGCCCGCCUGGAGCGCCGUUACCCCAGCCUUUCUGAACCGCAGAUGCUCCAGGACCACGUCGACAAGAUGCGCAUCAAGCUCAAGUCCCUGGCCUUCUCGCUCGACCCGUCCGGCCCCGUCCCCGACAUCAUCAUCCCCGAGAAGAGGAGGACGACCGACGCCUCCGACUCCAAGUACUCCAGGGCCCUGGAUUUCGCGGAGCUUCCCAAGUUGGCCUCCCGCAGACAGCGAUACUACCCAGAGGACGAGCACAUGAAAGACAACCUUAGGAUCAAGUGUCUGAGCCACUACAAGACCACACGCACCGCCGCCGAUUACUGGAAGCCCAAACAGUACAUUCCUGACGAGUCACUCAAGGUGAUGCCCGACUCGUCAUACCGCUCCACCGCCAAGACCGGUGCCCAGUGGGAGGAGCCAGACACAGUAUUCGGCGCUGCCUCCGACAAGAAGCCCUUCUCUAAGGUAGAGACUGGCUCCUCCUUCUUCUCCACCUAUGGUUACACCAACCGAAAGAAGGACUAUGUGGCAGAGAAGGUGCGUGAUUAUUACUACUUCGGGGACAAGGCGAAGGACACAGGCCACGUGCGCUUCAACGGAACAGCUCUUAAGCCCCUCGCCGACGGUGCCGAGGACAUGUCCGAAGAGAAGAAGGAGCGCAGGAAGAAGAAGAAGUCGAAGGAGCGCGACGUGGUGGCCGAGCUGGAGGCGGCGCCCCGCCACCCCCACCUCCACCUCCGAGCUGGAGUCGUCCUCCGUGGCCCCCGCCUCCGCCCCCGCCGAGACCAAGGCCUCCGAAGGCGACGCGGCGCCCGUGUCCGAGGAGCAGGUGGACGACGAGAAGGAGCGCAAGAAGCUCGAGAAGAAGAAGAGGAAGGCCGAGCGUGAGGCCGCCGCCAAGGCCGCCAUGGAGGCCGAGCUGGCCGCCCUCGCCGCCGCCGAGGCCGAGUUGGCCCGCCUCGAGGCCGAAAGCAACUCUCUGAAGACGGACGCCCCAGGCCCCGAGGUUUCCGCCCCCGCCGAAGCGUCCGCCCCAGCUGAGGUUUCCGCCCCGGCCGAGCCCGCUGCCGAGGUGAAAAGUGAGUCCGCUGCUGAAAAAUG
This is a messenger RNA of Penaeus chinensis, 2400 nucleotides long. RefSeq lists its product as uncharacterized. Bases 94 to 2187 code for a protein of 697 amino acids. NCBI's taxonomy places the organism in Eukaryota, Metazoa, Arthropoda, Malacostraca, Decapoda, Penaeidae. The transcript is spliced from 13 exons. The record is from RefSeq and is a predicted model, not a curated record.